This is a messenger RNA of Fulvia fulva, 516 nucleotides long. Its product is annotated as Pyrrolopyrazine biosynthesis cluster protein F. The transcript has a single exon. Bases 1 to 516 code for a protein of 171 amino acids. The record is from RefSeq and is a predicted model, not a curated record. Lineage: Eukaryota; Fungi; Ascomycota; Dothideomycetes; Mycosphaerellales; Mycosphaerellaceae.
AUGCGAGUGGCUGCACGGUAUUUCACAUGGGACAUCACAAAGACAUUCAUGAACAUCGUCCUUCGCUAUAGUUGGCAUGUAAUGUUGUACAAGUGGUACCUUGAGCACAACCAGAGCGCCUCGACCGAAGACUAUGGUCAUUGGGCAGAGCCGCUGAUCCUAGACUCUGACGAUCUGAUGUACAACAAGGCAGCAGUUGCGGAACUCUGCCGCAAGACCGCCCUGGACCCAGAUCGUGUGCAGUAUCACUGGGCGAAGACUGCGGCUGAGAGCACCUACGAGAAGGAGGAAGUCUUCACCGACACACUGGCUGCAUCAGAGGCGAUCCUGCCCGGGAAGAGUUCUGUCAACGUGCGCCUCGAAGAAGAGUUGGAGAAGUGGCUGGUCGAGUUCGGGGAGGAAAGAGGCCAGCUUUUACGAGACCUGGUCGCGGACGCAAUGCCUGACUACCAGUAUCUGCGAGAGCGAUCGAUCGGAGCAACACAUGGUGCUGUUGUGGAUAGCGGUCAACAUUGA